This is a messenger RNA of Rhipicephalus microplus (southern cattle tick), 3415 nucleotides long. Its product is annotated as leucine-rich repeat-containing protein 20. The record is from RefSeq and is a predicted model, not a curated record. Gene Ontology annotation, cellular component: cytoplasm. Gene Ontology annotation, molecular function: protein binding. Lineage: Eukaryota; Metazoa; Arthropoda; Arachnida; Ixodida; Ixodidae.
GUGCGGAGUCAGAAAGCAAAUCGUCGUCUCGUCAACAGAGCAGGCGCAUUUUGGUGGCUACGCGUUCACCAGUGUUUUGCAGAACUCUGUUCAUCUGCUGUGUCUCUUCUAGACGUGCCCAAUUUGUGCUAGCGUGUGCUUUGCACUUGCGAGACAAUGCCUCCCCCGUCGCAGCAGCAGGUGGACAUCGUCGGUGGCGCUGGCAAGGCUGUCAUCAAGGUGGUUCAUCGGUGCACGGAUGCCACAGAGAACCAAAAUCUUGAUCUCUCCGAGUGCCAGCUGAUGUCAUUCCCGGAUGCAAUAUUUCAUCUAAUGAGGAACACUCGCGUUCUGGCCUGUGACCUUUCCAGCAACGUGCUUCGCAAGAUUCCACCUAAGCUGCCGCUCAAGUUUACCCACAUCACAGAAUUGAACUUGUCUCACAACCGACUAAGCAGUUUGCCAGAGGAGCUAAAGGAAAUGCCCGAGCUUCGGCGGCUAGACAUAUCGUACAACGACUACAUGUCCAUGCCUUGGGUCAUCUUCCGCCUUCCGAGGCUUACAUACCUCGACGCCCGCAAGAAUUACAUCUCUGACGUGGAAGCGCCUCGGCUGCGUUCUGUGAGCACCCUGCGUGAAGUUCACUUGGAGGAGAACCCUUUGUCUGAGGACGCCUGUCGCCGACUGGAAAACAUCUCACAGAUGGUGAUCCACGUGACGCCUCCUGGCUCAUCCGACUCGGAUGAUGAUUCCUCGUGCGACGAGAAUUGAUGCUCUCUAGUGCUCGCCAGCCGUGUGAGGCCCUUCGUGGCGUCAUACUGGGACUUGUUCAAAUGUGCUCCGGAAGUGGUCUCAUGUGCCAUUGGCCAACAUUGUGAUAUCGCGGACUUUUGUAAACACACAUUUUCACUCAGAAGGCACCAGCCAUCUCCUUGUUUCAGAGGGUCCCUCAGAGGUUUGACCCUGCUAGGCCACCACUUUCCACCGUGAAAAAUUCCAGACACUCAGUGGAUGGCCAUGCUUUGCUAAGCUGCCAUUCCUGCGAAGGAAUGGUGGAUGCGAUUGAGGAGAAAAUCGUGACCACAUUGGUGACGCUAUGAGUGGCAAUAAUUCUCGUGUGUGGUCUGUAUACCCGCGCGAUUUGUGCCACACUCGUGAUCAUAAGCUCCAUGUAACCACUUAUUAAUGUGUUGACAAAACAUUUGCGUUCAAGCCCGAACAUUAGUGUGAGAUCAUCGUCGAUGCAAUAAUAUGGAACUGCUAAUGUAAGUAUGGCUACGUAUAUUAUCUUACAAUGGUCACACAAAAAAAAGUUACGCGUGCGCGGCGUUGUGAAGCUCCGAAAAUAUACCAGAGGAAAUGAAACCUCACCUGACUUGUCGUUUUCCUCAUGGCUCAUUUUCGUAUACAAAAUUUGACAAAGAGCACCUUGAAGCUGUGAAUCUCAUCAGAAGACACACGUCACGGUACGGCUUUGUGUCGAACCAGGUUGUGCUAUAUAACUAAAUAUGCAUGAAAAGGUUAAGUUACGCAGGAGCACUUAUGAGGUUAUAGCUUUUAGAGCUGCAUAUUAAAGAACAAAACAUGUUGCAUUUAGUCAAAAUUUUGGUAUUGCAAUGCACGUUUUUUCUCGGUGUGAUAUCUCUCUUCGACUAGUUAACGCAAGUGAAAGAUGCAAAAUGAACACUGAUUCAAACUCCUUGCGUGUUUAUGGCGCGUAGUAGCAGAGAGAUUCAUAGUUUACUUAAAAAAUAAAUAUCAGAGACAGCUUCUAUGGCAAAAUAAAAAUUAUUGCAGUAGAUUCAAAGGGGAAAGAACGUAAAAAAUUGUCUGAGAGGGCCGUUCGGACAGCCGUGAGUACAUUCUAUAACUGCCCAGACCGACACCUUAGUUAUCUGUUUCAGGAGGGCAUUGUAUAUAUGUUCGUACAGGCACUAGAGCUCUUUAUUUCUGUGUAAAUACAGAUACUUAUUUUGCAUACGUUGUCACGAAUUAUUCAGACAGUGCUUUGUUCAGCACAUAUGGCGUGCAGGCGCUUUUUUGUAUAUCUUGUCAGCGGUUGGCCUUUGUCAGCAUGGUUUGGUUAGGAAGGACACACUGCUACGUUCAACUGCUUGAACACCUAGCAAAUUGUAGAUAUGUACACUUUACUGAGCUUUACUGAAAAUUUAUCAAGACAAUAUCCACAGUGUUAUUCUAAAUAAAACAAUUGUGGACCUUUCGAACGUAUUGUCAUGCAUGAGCUGAUAUUGAUGCAGCUGCGAAAUUCCUGGUUUGAGGUUCGCAGUGUUAGAUACCUCAAUUUCUCAAUAUUUCAAUGAGUUUCUACAAAGGAAGAUGCACAGUUCAAGAGUUCUUGUAUAUACUCCAAAAUCUCCGCAAUGUGCGAAAUCAAUGCCUUGCGGACCUUAUUCGCGUACGAUGGAAAUUAUAUGUGGUUGGAAUGACUCACGACGCCUUUGUAUAAAAAAGACGUAUCGAAUAACGUUUAAUUACACGCUCUAUAAAAGGCAAAAUACGUGUUAACAGCAUUAACGAAGUCAAAUCAAGACAAAAGCGCACCUUAGCUUUAAUAUAUUUUGUACAUACGAGCACAAGGCUCGCCAGAUGUCAUUCCAUAUCACAGUAAACAGCCUAGUGUGGACCGAGUGUGACGAGCGUCUCAUCUUUGGAGGACGCCGCACUAAGCUGUACUCCAAGUGACGAUUCCACAAUUCAUGGCCAGCUGUGUUGUGAUAAUCGUUAGGCUAGUUUUCUGUUGUGAUGUGCACCCGCACAGAGGACUGAGAUGUAUUUGUCGCGCGAUCCCGUCAUAUGUGUGCUGCCGCAAGAAGUUCAGAGUUAUUGGUUGUAAAAAAAAAACUGACGAGCCAAAACUCUCGCCCUGGUGACUUUUGGCAAUUGCUGCAGAGAAAUUGUGGUGCAAAUGAAAGCCCUAAUACAGAUGUUGGAAUGGGCGGCAAUGUUUACUGCACCCUCAUGUCACGAGACGUAUUGAGGAGCGUACUCGGAGCGAGUUAUUUAGUGAAGCAAACUAUGGAAUGUAAUUUUCACAAUGUUUGAGUGUGGCACAGAGUUUGGUUAUCACAUUUUUCACGCGUAUGAGAACGAGAGCUGCUCUAUUUGCCGUAUUCAGCUGAAUUGAUUCUUUACGGAUUUUCUCAAGAGAAUUUAUUCAGAGACAGCAGGUUGCAGGAGGCACAAGUCAUGUAUUUAGUGUGUAGUAGUUACCAUUGGCGUGUGCGUUUUAUAGUUGCGUUAUUUCAUUAUGUGUUCACUGUACAAUGAGUGCUGACUGAGUACGGUUUUGUAUGAUAGAAAUGCGGUUGGUUAUGGGUGACGAUGUUCUCAGUGACCCAUUAGACGCAACGCCUGGAGAUGCAGUGAUAUAAAAACAAAACUGGAAGCGCAAUAAAUGGGCAAUAUUGUUUUUACA